Messenger RNA from Scophthalmus maximus (turbot), 3986 nucleotides. RefSeq names its product p53-induced death domain protein 1 (gene pidd1). The record is from RefSeq and is a predicted model, not a curated record. Gene Ontology annotation, biological process: apoptotic process; signal transduction; DNA damage response. The transcript has 16 exons. The coding region runs from base 293 to 3286 and encodes 997 amino acids. Gene Ontology annotation, molecular function: protein binding. NCBI's taxonomy places the organism in Eukaryota, Metazoa, Chordata, Actinopteri, Pleuronectiformes, Scophthalmidae.
CGACUUUGACGCGGUGACUUUUCUUUCAAAAAUCAUUCGGCUCCAGGAAGUAAACGGAGUGAAUUGAACAAGUCAACAGCGAGACUACUGUUGCACAUUGUUGAGUAAAUAACACUUUGUUAGAUUGUGGGAAACAAGGUAACGGAACAUACAUCUGUAACGUAGCCAUACAGACCACCAGACAUGAACACAUCCAGCCUCCUCGGGAGUAACUUGACAUAUACAUCGUCCGGAAAGAAAACCUCCCGGACAACACUGGAGUAGCAGGUGACUGUCGAAAACAGAGACUUCGAUGGAGAGAAGCAGCGUGGACGGAGCAACUGCUGAUGAAGAGGAUGGAGACCGGGCGGCCCGCGGGAUUCUGAGGACAGACAGGUCGGAGGACGAAGGGGUGGAAGUGACAGAGGGGAGAGGUGUUGUGUACCAGGACCAGGAGAAAUCACGGAGGAAGACUGGACCAACGGCACCGGGCGGUGUGGUGGAUGAAGGCCAAGCCGAGAGGGAUGAGAGCUCGGCUGCUCCCUCUGCGUCUCCCACCAGCCUCAUGGACACCUGUGCUCUCUCCAUAUCAAGCCUCUCCUCAGCCUCCUCUUCCUCAUCCAACUAUCAUCAUACUGAUUUUUUCCCGUCAUCUUCCUAUUCCUCAGUCCUGUCUCUCACUCCACCCUUGCCCCCCUCUGUGGAGCUCUCAGCCGUGUUGACCGACACCAGGCUGACCCUGGACGUGUACCGGGGAGGAGCAGCCGCUCUGCCGCUGCUAUGGGCGUCCGUCCCCGGGCAGCUGAGGGGCCUCCAGUACCUGAGACUGGGCUCUGAAGAUGCAGCAGGACUGGACGGUGCACUGGGUGUCGUACCCCACCUGACAGAGCUGCGCUCACUGGCUGUCCGCGGACACUGUUUAUAUGACUCGCAGGGUGACCCACUGCCCGGCCUCCUCACCACUCUGCCCUCAUCUGUUUCCUCGCUUUCUCAUCUGGUGCAUCUGGAUCUCUCCUUCAAUCAGCUCUCCUGUCUGCCAUCCUCCCUGCUCAGCAUCCCCACGCUCUCCUCCUUGCUCCUUUGUUACAACCGCCUCUCAGCGUUGCCUCCUGAUAUAGGCCUGCUGUCCUCCCUCACCUACCUCUCCCUCCUGGGGAACGAGCUAGUCUCUCUUCCUCCGAGUCUGGGUCAGCUGAAAGCACUACAGACACUGGACGUUUCACACAAUGUCCUAGAGCAUCUACCUGAUGAAAUUGGCUCCCUGGAGGAGCUAGUUAGGCUGGAUCUGUCCCAAAACAAGCUUAAAUGGCUACCAGAGACCAUGGGCUGUCUCCUUUCGCUAAGGGAGCUUGUCAUCUACAGCAAUGACCUUCGCCUGAUCCCGCAUUGUCUGAAAAAACUGCCUCUGCUGAAAAUAGAUGUGCGUGACAAUCCUUUGGGACAGCCACCAACCCCUCCCCCUCUACCUCCUACACCUGACCAAGCUGAAACAAAAAUUCCAGAGUUGCACCUCGGAUUUAAUCAGCACAGUUUCUGUGUUUCGUCUGCUGGCUGUCACGUGUUUCUCCCAGGGGGGGCCGAGCUGCUGUUCCCCCCGGGGUGCCUGGUAAGAACCACAAGACUAGAAUGGAUUGAGAAAAGGCCAGAAAGGAAGUGGGUGUGGUUGGAGGAGCACGACAUCCUACUAAGUCGCCCUUUGGAACUUCGUCCCCAUGGAAUUACGUUCCUCAAGCCUGUGGAGGUGUGUGUGCCAUAUCAUCGAAGAAAAAGAAAGGAGGUGGUUGUGCGGAGGUUUGAUGGACAGUCGUGGAGCACCCUGCCCACUGAUUUAAGGAAGGGAAGCGAGAGUCAUAGUUGUCACCCUGGAGGACGUCCCGCCAGGCUGGCAUGCUGCUCAGUGAGCCAGUUCUCCUGGUUCAUGGCAGUGUCACGUCUAGUGAAAGACACUUGUUCUGUUUCACCAACUGGAGUGAUGUUGGUGUCCAGCUCUGACCCUGGAAUCAAGCUCCACUUCCCUCCGGACUGCACCGUACAGACACGCACCAUAACUUUACAGGUGCUGCAAGUGUCCGAGUCAGAUGUACAAGCACUGUGUGGCGAUCCUCAGGCCAGAGUCAGCCCCCUCCUCUGCCUCUCCCAGACUCCCAACAUACAUUUCCUGCAGCCAGUCAAAGUUCAGAUCCCUUUGCCACCUGGAGUCACAGGUCACACCGUUGAUCACACCUGUUUGCAUCUGCUCCAUGGAGACCCCACCGCCCAGACCUGGACUGAUAUCACGUCACAAGUGUCUCUCUGUGUCACUCAUUUGUACGCCAUUUUCUACAUCAGACAUUUCUCCUGGUACUGGCUGUGGUACACCACUCAGCACUAUGUUAGUGGGGUGGCCAGGAAGGUCUAUCAAAGACUUAAACAGUUUAAAGUCCAGUUCCUCGUCCUCCAGCGGAAGGCGGAUCCUUCACAAGUUUUGCUACAGUGUCUGCCUGCUAACAAGGUGGAAGGCAGAGUACAGUCUUUGUCGGAGCAGUAUGAUGGACCUCAGCCCUCAGAACUGUGCGACCUACUCGAAGGAGAGCAGUUCUUUGCCGGCUUUGAGAGAGGCUUAGAUAUCAGCACAGACAGACCAGACUGUGUGCAAGGAAGACUGUGUUUUAUGUUUUACUCCAGCCUGAAGAAUCUGAAGGAAGUGUACAUCUGUCCAGCUCAGGGUCAGGAGAGGCCAGUGAGGGGACAAGUAUCUUAUUAUAGAGGGGAGAUCCCCAGCAAUCUACCAGAGGAAGUGGUGCAAAAGAGGAAAGGAAACGACAACCAGUGGCUUGCAACUUUACCACUUAGACUUCCUGCUUUAAAUUCAGACAACAGUUACAUCACGGAGGAGCCCCAAUAUCCUCCUCUCAAUCUGGGCGACCCUGAGAGUGGCUAUCUGACAGAAGCCAACCUGCUGUCCAUCUCUCUUCAGAUAGGACACGACUGGCGUGUUAUUGGCAUCAAUCUUGGCUUAAGCUACCAGGAGUUGGACCGCAUCCAGUAUAAGCACAGGGACAACCUGGGAGCGUUGGUGCUGGACAUGCUGUUCCUUUGGGCAAGGAGCGCAGGACCCGGGGCGGUGUCGAAGCUGGUGGCCGCUAUGAUGGAGAGCGGCAGGAGAGACCUUGCAGAAGAAAUUGAGGACAUAGUCAGUAUAGGAAGGAGGAAGUACUCGCUGUCACUGAGGAGACUGGGCCUGGAAGCAGAGGGCUCCUCCCUCGUUGAGAACCCAGCAGUAGAUGAGCCAUCGCUGGGUACAGAUGGCUGUCUUACACUUGAGUAACCUGUUUGUUUAGAGUGCGCCCCCACCAUCUCAACCUGCUGUCGAAACAACUGUCUCUGAGCACAAAACUCUCUUUUUCACAACGAUGAUAGCCGGGCUACCGGCUGGCAGCACCUUUCAUAUAACCUGGGGAACAACCAGCAAAAUGGAUGAACUGCAUGAAGAUGAUCACCUGUGGCUUUAUUUCCCCCACAUUGCACUUUUUCAAAACUGUCUCGGUAUGAAAAGCCAUACUACAACAACUUACUUCUGCUAGGAAAAGAAGAAAAAAUUCUCAAAAUUAUGAGAUACAGAGUAACAAUUUGUACCCACACACUUCAUAUACCAUGUUAUAAUUUUGACUUAAUUCGGGUAACUUUGAGCCAUAUCACAAAAUUAAUUUGAUCCCUUAAUCAAAAAUCCUGGUUAGAUUUACAAAAAAUUGACAUUGUAGGUCAAUUUUUGACGUAGUAUUGUGUAACUGACGCACUCCAAUCAUAGAGUUCUGAUUGGACGGCAUCAUUAUUUUGAUUCAGUAUCUAAAAUAGUUAGAUAGCUCUGUUAAUAUUUUUUAAACUAUGUAUAUCACAGGUUGCUUGACAUAUGAAUCUAAUGGUUCUGAUAUUUUAUCUCAAAUUUGUGGCUUAAUAAGUCAAAAUGUCCACUUGCUAUCUCAUGAUUGUGACAUUAUCUCAUAUUUUUAAAACACAUUAUCUCAAAA